AUGCAUAAAUCUUUGCCAGUGGAUUAUGAGUGGCUAGGAUCUAUCAGUAAUGGAACCAAGGUCUGCAAUCUUGGUAUGAGGUACUAUAUCGAUACCUUAUCUGGUUGGCACGUCAAGCUGAAUGCAAACCGAGUUGUAGUUGGUACUCUUCGUGGAUUUGACCAAUUUAUGAAUCUGGUAGUUGACAAUAUUGUAGAGGUUGUCGGCAAGGAACCGAAUGAUAUUGGAAUGGUGGUUAUCAGGGGUAACAGUGUAGUCAUGAUUGAGGUUCUAGAACCAGUUGGCAAAACUUGA
Molecule: messenger RNA, 294 nt
Organism: Phoenix dactylifera (date palm)
Lineage: Eukaryota; Viridiplantae; Streptophyta; Magnoliopsida; Arecales; Arecaceae
Product: putative small nuclear ribonucleoprotein G
Biological process (GO): mRNA splicing, via spliceosome
Cellular component (GO): U1 snRNP; U4 snRNP; precatalytic spliceosome
Molecular function (GO): RNA binding
Source: RefSeq, a predicted model, not a curated record